Messenger RNA from Onthophagus taurus, 1529 nucleotides. RefSeq lists its product as uncharacterized. The record is from RefSeq and is a predicted model, not a curated record. NCBI's taxonomy places the organism in Eukaryota, Metazoa, Arthropoda, Insecta, Coleoptera, Scarabaeidae. Gene Ontology annotation, molecular function: lipid binding.
AAUUUUAACGUAAUACUUAGUUAAUUGUUCGGACGUAGAAAGUUGCGCGAGCAAGUAGCUGAUAACCAUAAUGACCUUUGACUCCUUUUCUUAAUUCAGUAGCCCAUAGUUAGUUCAGCAGUAACGACAAGAUAUUUACGCCAUGUUUUUUAUAAUACGCACGUUAUUAUUAUUUAGUUUUAUAUUACAAGUUGUACCCAACGACUUAAACAUAACACAAUUAGGACAAAUAAAAAUUUCUCAAUAUGUCCGCAACAUUGUUGAACACUACAAACAAAAAGAUCCAGUUGGACUGCCAAUUCAAGAAAUUCCUGAUCCAUUGACUGUUGAUGAAAUGGUAACAUCUUUACCAUCAGUUGAAAAGCUUCUUUUAAAACAAAUUAAAAUUCAUGGUUUAUCAAAAUUUAAAGUCGAUAAGGUUAUUAUAGAUGUGUCGAAAAUGCGAGCUAAUUUAGCUAUAAGUGUUGAUUUAGUGAAUAUGUACGGGAGUUACUCCAUGACAAGUUUAUUUAGCAGUAGUAAUGGACCGUUUACAAUCCAAGCAACGGGGGUUAAAGCAACCGCUGGUGCGCGAUUAGAAGUAAAUGAGGAAGGAGUAUUGGAGGCACAAGAAAUUACCAUGGAUUUUGGAUUUAAAGGAGUCGACAUAAAAUUUCACAACACCGGAAUUUUCUUUGGGUUCGUUCAACAAGUUGUAAACAGCAUGCCGCAUGCUAUUUUUGAAUCAGCAAAACCUCACAUUUCUUCUCAAUUUCAAACGGUUGUUAGAGCGGAAGUGAAUAAACAAACUAAAAAUAUGCCGAUUAAAUUUCCAAAUUCAAUAUCUCCUAUUGAUCAAGUUAUUGCUGAAAUACGGCGCGCGUUGAGAGAUCGCGGGUGUGAUCCUUUUAAAGUUAAUAAUUACAAUCAAACAAUUGGUUUGAUGGCCGUACAAAUGAUGGAAACGUGGAUAACAGGAAUCACGUCCAUUCACAGAGUUGGAAACAUCAAUGUUCAAAUGCAAAAUAAUACCAUUUAUGUUAAUUUUCAAAUAGGAACCCAAAAAGUUCAAGGUUCUAGUCACUGGGAUGUGGGAUUUAUUGGAGGAAUUCUUGGAAGAACAGGAACAAUUGUGUUCACCAUAGAUUAUAUUAAAAUUGAAUUAGGGAUGAAACAAUCAAUGGACACAAGAAACAAACCGGAAUUAAAAGAUUUAGAAAUUGAGCUUGGAAAUAUUCAGGUACGAUUCGAUGGAGCGGGAACGUUUGAUUACCUCAUUGAAUUCGGAGUAAACAUUUUACCAAAUAUAUUACGAUAUCAAAUCAUGGACGCUUUAGAAGGCCCAAUUAAAACCAGGGUGCAAGAACAACUCAAUAUGAUCGAUGUCGAAAAAGUUUUAAUCGAGAAUGCUGAAAAAUUCGAUAAUGGAGAUUUUAACGAGCUCAUUACGGAAGCUGGGUCAAGCAAUGUUUGUCCAUUAUCGAAAAUAGGCCUAUAAUUUAAAGUUGUUUAAUUAGUUUAAUAAACUAUAUCGAAUUAUAUAAUAGUAA